UCGUGGUAGAUGUUUGUCGGCUCUCAGUGGGAUAGCCUCUAUCUGUGACCCUUGUCGCGCGAUAAUUCAUCCAGAGUUCAAGUGUGGUCUGUGACAUUACACUACAUAGACUUUUACCUUACGACCCCUUCAUUGUUUAAAAAAAACUCAACUCAAUCAGAACAGAAUAUUGUGAAUGAUUUUUUAGGAGUGUGACUUUGUAAACUCAAAAUAUAUACUUUUUUAAUAAUAAAAAAAUAAAAUAAACUUAAAAAAAUCAUCUUUGUCGAUUAAACUUCAAUGAACUUUUUUUUUAGUGUUAAAGAUUUCGAUAAGUAAAUAAGUAAAAAAAAAGACAACAAUCUCAAUAAUUUAUUUUAUUGCUCUAUGCACGUUCACGUGAUGAUUUAACGGUACAUUUUCUUGUGUAUAUAGUCUUGUGAUGUUUCCUUGUUAAUCGGUUUCUCUCUAUCUCGGCUCAACAAAAAGACACUCGUGUGCAAUUUGGUUUGGAAAAUUUCCUCAUCAUCUCGGUUCUGUGCUUUCUUGUGCUCAUACACAGUGAAUUGGCUAAGAUCAACCAUCUUCGGGUGUCUUCGAGAGGGUGAACCAGCAAAAAAACACCAUCCUGUGCAAGGAGCUCCCAUAAUACAUACAAGGAUAAGAUUGUUUUUCUGGUAUCCACUCGUGAAUUCAUUUAGCAGUGGAACUCCUUCUCUGACUUCUGAGGUCGAAACAUUUAUUGUCAAUUAAGUUUUGGAGGCAACCACUUUUAUAAGGAAAAUGCAGCAGAGUUCAUUCUGGUAUUUGAGCUGGCGAUUGUAAAAUAGUGGCGACAGAGUUCAGUCACUCGCAUCGACAUAUUGGCUAUUCCUCGUGUUGGCACAGAAUGCGCGAUGGAGUCAAACACGACAACAGUGGGUGGUGGGCGUCGGGGAAAGUUCCAGCAUCCGCAGGUGCAUCAGGUGCCUACGACGCUGCACCAUCACGAGCACCACCAUCAGAAGCAGCACCAUCGCUACCCCAAAGACGACAUUGCCAUCAAAUACCCCGGAGGCAGGUACUCGAACCAUUGUUCACCCACCCACCCGCCCUUUCCGCUCUUCCCACCACCCCCUGACUGCCCACCGCCACCCCAUACAAAUGGUGGCCCCGCUUCCGCAUCCUGCGGCACAACACCAACUUCACGAAAGGUCCACUGCUACCCCGACGACCCGGAUAGCAUAGAAUUGUGCCUAGAACCAGAACCCGGGUCCACGAAGAACUACAAAAGCGCCACGAUUAAUGGCAUCGCAGGAAGCUCGAGUGCCAGCAUCAACGCCAAUGAGCCACAGAUAAAAUGGUCUAGGAAUAAUAUAGCAGCCACGAUGGAACGAUACGAACCAUCGACUAGUUCUUACGGUUUAUCAAUGCACAACUCUUCGGGGUACCAUCAGGACUACUCGUAUGCGUACUAUGAACCAGGUGCGGCAAUGCGCCAUUCAAAUGUGCCAGUCCCCAGUAUACCGGGAACAUCAAGUCAGAUAGCUGCCGGGCCGUCGAGGCCUCCACCUCCGAAUUCAAUGAGGGCACUUCUUUCAAAAUCCUGCCGCAAUUCAACAAACUCCACAAAACCCCUAGACCGACACACAUACACCACGAGAUAUGGGACCCAGGAGAAUAUCUACGAAGAAAUCGGAGGUGACGGUAGAAUACGGAUCCUAUCGUCGGGACAGUCAAUGAUCAGCUUAAAUCAGAGUAUGGUGGAGGAGGAAUUGCGAAGGGUGCAAAAUCGCCAUAGACGCGUGUUAGGGGAACUGAAUCUCUCGGUUGAGGCCAUGAUUAUGCCAUCAGCCUCACCAACGGAUAGUCCCACGGAAGAGGAACCCAACCGAGAGCCUGAAAAUCUGGCUGAGCUUCUUAAUUCGGUAGGACCAACGGAUGAGCUUCUAUCGCCAGUGAGCUCCCAGGCGAUCGGUGGAGGUGGUGAUCUCGACAGUGGCUUUAGCGGGAGCAGUAGUGGUGCUAGUUAUGUAGGGAGUUUGAGAUAUCAUAGAACCUGUUCAGCCAUGUCUACCUUCCCCACGCGAUCAUCGACACCCAGUGCCGGUGGUGGAGGAUCCCUCUACGGUGGUAGCUGUCGAUCAUCGCAGCGAUCACACGAAGAUCCCGGCAUAUCGUCCUUCUCGACACGAUCGUGCUCCUCCUACAGCAGCGCUAAGGUGCAUCAACGUCCAGCGGAGGAUCCAGGGCCUACUAGUAAUAGUUCAGAGAUACCCAAACCGACCAAACUGAGUUUUUGGAGUCGCAAAGGAUGGCGAAAGUUCCCAGGAUUUUCCAGUACAACUAGUGUCAAUAAAGCUGGUGCUACAAAUGAUGAACCAAACUUGAAUUCGGGAUCCUGGGAGGAUUCGCUACCUCUGUCGGUGACCACCAAGGCUGCAAUGGCCACAGCACGACACAGCGGAAGUGUGGCAUCCCCCCCAGGCGCAACCCUCGCACCCACCCUCGAGCAGCGUAAUCUCUCGCACACGCCAUCAGCCAGAACUGUGUCGAGUGAGGAGAGCUGGUGCUCCGAGGGGCCAGGCUCUGAACGCUGCCUUUCAUCGGACGACGAGGACGAGAGUGACCGAAGUGCCACGUCUAGCGUCACACCACGCAACAGCCAGCUUCGGUCCACGUUCAACAAAGCACGGCAUCAUUUGUCCUUCGACAAGUGGCGCUCCAGCAGCAAUGCCACAAUGCCCACCCCACCCCAACCGGAAUCAACGACGCCAGGGGAAAGUCCCGGAGGUCGCUUGUCACGUUGGUUCUCCAUCCGGCGUGGGUCGUCACAUCAAUACGACAUCAGCGGCAAGGAUUCAGGAGAUUCCACAGACAACUCUGCACAACAGACACCCACCCAAUCCAACAAUAGUCGUACACCUUCGUCGAGUGGAAAGAUGCCCCAGUUAUCUGAAAGUGAAGAGGACUCCCCCUUUGGCUUGAGCAACUUAAUGGGCAGCCGGAGCAAUGGCUCCCUCUUGUCGUUGUCCACCCGCGGUGGAAUUGUGGGUAGGCAGUUGCCACCAACUUUACCUCCAGCGCCCGCAGGUUUGUCUCAGGAACAACUUAAACGGCGAUUAAUUGUCGCCUCAAUCUGUCACAGUGAGAAUUCUUAUAUCGGAACACUUCAACGUCUAGUCAAUGAUUAUAAAAAGCCAUUGGAUGAGAGUUCGCCGCCAAUUCUCAGCACAUCCAAGAUAUCGACACUGUUUUAUCGUUUACCUGAAAUUCUUCAAUGCCAUACCCUCUUCCGGAUUGCUCUGGCUGAAUGCGUGAGAAACUGGGAUCGUGAUGAGAAAAUUGGGGAUGUCUUCAUUGGGGCUUUCAGCAAACCCAUCGUACUGGACAUUUACAGUGGUUUCAUCAAUAACUUCUCCGCUGCCAUGGAAUUGGCAAAGAUGGAGGCUAAGAGGAAGUCUGCUCUUGCGGAUUUUUUUAAAGUCAAACAAAUUAGUGCGCACGAUAGAUUGUCCUUUUUUGGAUUAAUGGUAAAGCCAGUGCAGAGAUUCCCACAAUUCAUCUUAUUUCUUCAGGAUCUCUUGAAAUACACCCCGCAAGGUCAUCAGGAUCGAAUGGCCCUCCAGCUGGCACUGACGCAACUCGAAUCUUUGGCUGAAAUGCUGAAUGAAAGGAAGCGCGAAGCGGAACAGUAUCAGGCAUUUAAGGAGAUGCUGGGCCACAUUAGUGGGACCUUCAAUACACGAUCUCUCUCCACGGAUGGCAAUAGCCGGAAUCGAUACCUCCUGCGGGAGGACAAUGUGACACAGCUGGAGUUCAAUCAAUGCGGGUUCAUCGUGAAGAGCAAACAACGGCGUCUCCUUCUGCUCAAUGACAAAGUAAUCUGCGUGUCUGUUGCACCAAAGCAAUCAUCGGACUUUGGUGCCACGGAGAAGUUGUCGUUCAAGUGGAUGUUCCCUGUGGCGGAUGUGGAGAUUGUGGACAACAGUACGUCAGCCACAUUGUCACGCAUCCUCACAGCAGGACUCAAUCGCGGUGGUAGCCUCAAGUCCAACACCAGCCAAACGAGUGCACCCGAAGGGUCAAAUGCCCCAAAUGGUGCAGACAAUCUCUGCAAUGAAAUGAGCAAUCUCAUGCAUGACUACGAAAUUGUAUCGCGUAUCAAUGAUCUUGUUGGUUCACUCAAAGGUUCCUACUCUGAAAUUAGUACGGAUAUCACGAGGAAAAUUCUCAAUAACAUCCAAAGUUCAAUUCAGAAGAAGGACGAAGAAAUGGCCUGGAUGGACUCGUGCUGUUUGCAAUUGGUGGCAAAAUCCAAAUCCGGCAAGGAGGAGACGUUCACAUUCCAAACGGAAAAUCCCGCCGUGAAGAAGGAGUGGAUAACUGAAUUGCGAUUAGCACAGCUGGCACUUGAUUCCAAUAAUUCACCCUCAUGGGAAGUUCCCGAUCACGAGAGGAGGCCCCUCACGAAGAUGCCCCUCUUCGUCAAGGCUCAAUCGAUUCACAAAACGCAGCAUCAAACUGAAGUGCGCUGCGGAUGCUAUUAUUCGAUUACGAGCUCUCGCUUAACUGCAAGACGAAAAACUCGUGUUCAGAACUACCUUUGGGUGUGUACGACAGACGGUUCGAGUAGUCACAUCGCCAUUCUCGUGCAGCAUCCACAGCAGACGGGUCUCCUCAAGGAUGUGAGUGCAUUUGAUCUUCCCGACACCGUGGCUACGGCAAUGGAAUUCGUUCGUGGUGCUCUGGGUGCAUGCGAAAUGGACGCAUCAUCUGAGGGUACAGUCGAUGGGGAUUCCGUGUGGAUUGCCACAGAUAAUCGCAAAAUUCUCGUCUAUGCAGCCUGCAAUCCCGAGCAGGAGGAACAGGUGGCAAGUUGCCCAGUGCCUGGAAAUGUAUCCCAAAUUCUUCAUCAUUUGGACUUUGUGGUUGCAUCCCUCAGCAAUGGAUGCGUUCUCAUCUUCCGACGACGUCAAGGAGGAGCGUGGAAUCUCACAGAACCCCAAGUUAUUUCUCUAUCACCCGGAGAUCCCGUCACAAGCAUCCUUCCCAUCAAUACGAACAUUUAUGCGGCAUGUGGAAAGAAAGUUUGGGUGUUGGCGAGUGAUACGGGGGAGAUUACGAAGUCUUUUGAAGUGAAAAAUAAUCAGUACCCUGGGAAUUUGUCAGUGAAUCUAAUGGCGCACAGUGGUAUUGGUCUGUGGAUCUCACUCAAGCACUCCAGUAUCAUUUGCCUGUAUCACACGGAAUCCUUUAAGCACCUUCAGGAUCUCAAUAUUGCAUCAAAUGUCCUCAAACUCACCUCCUCACAGAAGGAAUCACCAUCGAGUUCGUCUUCGGUGUUCGUAACAGCCCUCAUGGCUACAAAGGGACUCCUGUGGGUGGGAACAAAUGUUGGAAUUGCUCUAACAAUUCCCCUUCCACGCUUGGAGGGUGUUCCAAUCAUCAGUGGGGGUGUUAGUAUAUCGUAUCAUGCACACUUCGGACCAAUAACCUUCCUCCUUCCACUAAUUCCAAAAGGAAGCUCUACGGCUCCCAAGGGGCAGCAUUUGCAUCACAAUGCUGUCCAGGGAACACCUGGAAGGGCGAACUUGGGUAGUAAGCAAGACAAUGAGAACUCCUCAGCAAGGGAAUCACCAUCAGGGAAUUCAGAGCAUCAACCAGUUGUACUUGCACGAAGGAAGAUUGAGAAGCAACUGUCGACUGAAUCUCCCAUUUCGGUGAUACCAGCCAAGUUGAAGGCGCACCUGACUAAUAGUCCAGUUGUGCUGCGUCGCCAGCGCUUCAAGGAGGCCAGUGAAUCAAUGAGAAUGUCUCAGACAUUGCCCAGGAGUCUUGGAUCAGCUGCAUUCUUCUCACAAUCCUCCCAUUCAAAUAUGUCCUCCCUGCACGGCUCUGAGCAUGGAUGUUGUGACGUCUACGGCCUCUACGGGGGACUUAUCUUUGUCAAGGAGGACUUUGAGGCUGAAGAGGGGCAGGGAAAUCUCAUGGAUCCAUCAUAUGAAUGUCUCAGACGGAGUGAUCCUGAAUUGAUUCCCAUCAAAGUCAGCACCCUCGAUCGUCGUAUGCGCAUGAAGGUUUCCCGCCCAAGAUCUCUUGAUCUCUCAAAUUGGUCCGUAGACUCACGUUCCUCCAGCAUGUACACGUCAUCGGGGAGCGAAGAGAGUAUGGGUAUGCGACUACAGAGUGUAUCACGAAAUAGUAGCAAUGCCAGCAGAAAAAUCACAAUUGCAGAGAAUUCUGUUACAGUGGACAAUCACGAUCAUCAGGAGAGUCAGCAAGUUGUCACAUCCACCCCUGUUGCUCCCACAGAAGCAACCACGCAAAUUCACCCCACUAUUGCGACCACAAUGCAAAGGACCAAGAAAAAUGGGAAGCAGGCACAGCAAUUCCCUGAGAUUGCUGGGAAGCGCACGAUCAUCACAUUAACCGGUGGCAGGGGGUACAUCAACUGGCGCCACGUGUGGUACAAUACGUCUGAGAAGCAGCAACGCUCCGGCUCAAUCAGCUCCAUCCCGCGGGUUCCCAAUUCAAAUGAUGCCCACAUUGUUAUCUGGGAGAAGAAGCUGUAGAGAGACAUUGAGAGGAUCUGUCUGUGGAUCUUCCAUUCAUUCAUCUCCGUGCCAUAGAGUCGCAUCAUAAAGAGUGCGUGUGUGUGCAUUUCUGGCCUAAAAUACCUAAAUUUUGAAGAAUUUCAGCACAAAAAAAAACAGAGUUGAAGUGGCAAAAAAAAUCUCAAAUGUGAUUGAUUUAAAAAAAAAAGAAAAAGUUUAAAUUAUUGACUUUUAUAGAAGUGAAAGAGCACUCUUUUCGGACUAAUGUACUGAGAACAAACUGUAUGACACACCCUAAUAUCUGUACGCUAUUUAAAUUUUUACAUUUAUGUCAUUCUCUUUUCUUUUUUUUAGUUUGUAGAUAGUUGUAAUGAAAUAUCAUGUAUCACAAUUUUUUAGUUUUCUCUCUCGAACAUUUUGACCCCAUCAAUAGCAGGAUAUUUUAAUGAUGGACAAUGUGUAUAAAAAAAUGUAAUUUCAGUGUCUACAAAAAAAUCAAUUCGAUGAAUAGUAAAGAAAAAGUUAUCAAAU
Molecule: messenger RNA, 7046 nt
Organism: Lutzomyia longipalpis
Lineage: Eukaryota; Metazoa; Arthropoda; Insecta; Diptera; Psychodidae
Exons: 12
Coding region: 876-6533 (1885 amino acids)
Biological process (GO): positive regulation of stress fiber assembly; actin cytoskeleton organization
Molecular function (GO): guanyl-nucleotide exchange factor activity
Source: RefSeq, a predicted model, not a curated record